AUGGAGGAGGAGGCUACUUCUUCGUCUCCGCUGCGAAUCUCCGCCACUGUCCGGGCUUUGAGCGCUGCAUUGCGGGGGAAACAGGAUAAUGUACCAGCCAAGAGCCAAACAGACGACCGGGAGAGGGUGUUCCCUGAGCCAGAGAAACUGUGGUUCAAGGAAAGCAGCGCGAAAAACCUCCGCAAUCGGGACUUUCUGUCACCCAGCACCAUGCUCAACACGCUGUUCGUCAAUGGACAGGUGCCACCAUGCGCUCUGUCGCGGGUCCUGUCCCUGCACGGCUUCGGGGUGCUCCCUAUCUCAGAGGGGGGAGUGGUUAGGGAAGGGCUGAAGGUUAGGGUUGACCGGCCCGCCACCUUCCGUUCUGUACUGGGUGAGCACGGGGGACUGGAGGAGUAUCUCAGAGCAUCUACCCAAAAGGAAGCCAGUGUGGUAGUCAACUGUCCCGCCUUGCAUUCAAAAAAGAAUGCACCCACAGCCCAGACGCUCUCUCUGGGACAGCUGCGUGCAGUUCUGCUGGCUGACCACAUGGGGGCGCUGCUCAGAAAACAGGGAUUUUUAGUGUUGUUUUGCCCCAAACUGGCUGAAGAUAGCGACAUUAUCUGCUUCCUGGAAACGCUGGGAGUUGAUUGGCCAUCGGCGCCUCAGAGUUGGACCAAUGAAGAUGGAGAGCAGAGGAUGAGGGAGGAGCUGGGAUCGUGUUUAUAUCGAGAACACGAAACUGAGAAAGGCAGGAGGGCGAGCGGGGGGAGGAGAGAGAGUGAUGAGACCGUGAGGGUGAACCUCACCAGAGUGGUCCAGGAGCAUGGCCUGAUGGGAUACGACCCUAGCAUUGGCACAUGCGCAGUCCAACCGGAAAAUGUUGCUCAUCUGGCUCAGCUCGAACUGGCUGCUUCUGACUGCACUGUUUCCCUGACAACAGUUAUCCAUGUAACGUCCUGUCAGGACGAGUUCCGGCAGCAGCAGGUCGCCGUCUUGUGGAAAGCGGGUGGUGCCACACACACACAGAGAUUCCUGGUGUGUGGUCCAGUGAAGACUCCAGGAUCUCAACUCACAGCCGCUCAGUAUUUACAACUCAGACGAGAGCAGAUGAAGGAGGCCUCAGAGAUGAAGUAUGGAGACCAAGUAGAGGGUCAAAGUUGGGAUGACAUCAUCAGAGUCAUGACCGCUGCCACAGUCAGAUUUGAGCUUCUGUCGACCGUCCACACGAGUCCAGUGACUCUGGACGUUCACAGAGAGGGCUCCGUCUCCACCAAAGGGCCCAGAGGAGGCGUGUUUGUCAUGUACAACUGCGCCAGGCUUCACACGCUCUUCGACAGCUACGAGAGAGGCGUGGAGAAGGGUUUGUAUCCAGAAAUCCCAGAUGGCUCCCAGCUGGACUUCUCCGCUCUGAAAGAAGAGGGCGAGUGGCUACUACUGUUCAAUUACCUCAUUCCCUUCUCUGAGCUCCUCGACCAAUCGGGACAAGCCGUGGACUGUGAAGGGGGCGGGGCCAGACUCAAUGUCAAAACAGAACAGAUGUGUAAAUUCCUUGUGUCUUUGAGUAAAGAUUUCAGCUCCUACUACAACAGAGUCCAUGUACUGGGGGAGCCGUUGCCUCAUCUGUUCAACCAAAUGUUCUGUCGCCUGUAUUUAUUAAGAGCUUUGCGAGAGUUGUUCCACACGGCUUUGGAGACACUCAACCUGCCUCCGGUCAGACAACUAUAG
Messenger RNA from Knipowitschia caucasica, 1707 nucleotides. NCBI's taxonomy places the organism in Eukaryota, Metazoa, Chordata, Actinopteri, Gobiiformes, Gobiidae. The record is from the annotation of a GenBank genome assembly.